CUUCAAACAAAAACUCUUAGAAAUGAUUUUUAGAUUUAGGACACACUGAGUGUUGUGUUCUCUACGACGAAAGCAGUAGCAGCCCUUUGCAUAGCGCUUUUGGCGGAUCGUGAAAGACUCAAAUAUGACGACCUCGUUUCCAAGCACUGGCCGGGAUUUGCCAAAAAUGGGAAGGGGAACAUUACUAUCGAGUGGGUGAUGUCGCAUAUGGCAGGGCUUCACUAUUUUGACACACCAGUAACCGAAGAAAUGGCGAGGGAUCACAACCUGAUGAGAAAAAUCAUUGAAGACGAGAGCACAUUUGCUGUCGCCAUGCGCAACCCAUUGUUUGAGAAAGAGUAUGUAAGAUUUACAUCUAUAUAGAG
Messenger RNA from Cylicostephanus goldi, 365 nucleotides. The record is from the annotation of a GenBank genome assembly. NCBI's taxonomy places the organism in Eukaryota, Metazoa, Nematoda, Chromadorea, Rhabditida, Strongylidae.